Messenger RNA from Haplochromis burtoni (Burton's mouthbrooder), 6261 nucleotides. It is a transcript of the gene tut4, whose product is annotated as terminal uridylyl transferase 4. Gene Ontology annotation, molecular function: zinc ion binding; nucleic acid binding; RNA uridylyltransferase activity. NCBI's taxonomy places the organism in Eukaryota, Metazoa, Chordata, Actinopteri, Cichliformes, Cichlidae. The record is from RefSeq and is a predicted model, not a curated record.
CACUGGCACUCCCACAAUGCAGCGGGGUAAUGUAUUAACAUGGCGUCAAUGCUUGCUGUUUUGACCAGGGCCGUGGGAUUUGAAAACAUUAUGUAGACCAGAACCAUGGAGAUAGCUAAACAAUAAUUUCGAAUCAACUUAAGAGUUCGAAACUAGCUCAGGCGGACGACCGGGCAUCGCAGCUAACCUCAGUAACAUUACGGAGAGGGCUAACAACGUACUCUGCAGAGCAAAGCAACCCCAGGAAGUAAGCGUGAAGCAUUCCCAUAACGUAAGACGGUACAUUUAACCUUUAAUGACUUUGGGUGGCCUGCCUCCCUGGCCAUCUUCAGUGUGGUGUUGACUCCACCAGGAAUAAGAGCAGAAGAAACAAAGGGAUGGAUGAGUCCUUAAGUCCAGUAAAGCCAGUCAAACAGUCUCAGCUCAGAGGAGCUAAAGCUUUAUCCACUGAGAAAUCAAAUAAAGAGACUCUUGUGCAGAGAGAGGGUCAUAAGUCUGCAAGCCGCAGCAAAGAAAACAGCACGACUGCCAAGGAUGAACAUAAUAUAGGCAGCCAGGUUAGCCGUGGGCAAGGCAAGACUUCUACAGAUACUCCCCAGGACAAGAGAAGAGGUCGGCCAUCCAGAUUGAGUAGGCUGACUGGAAGAACGGGUUCUGGGGAGAGAGGCAAAGGAAAAGGGGCAAGCUUACAGCAGCACCUGGUGCCACAGGCUUCUGAGUCCAGAACAUCUCUUUCUGCAGACAGCAGCCCCUCAGCAAACAAAGAGAGCAGCUCUUCUGUAGUGCCUGUUACCCCUGACAAAGGGCUUACAGAGCAGGCUAGGAGCUCUACUAGAGCCCUGGCAAAAGAAAAAUCCCAAGUGUUGAAAGCCGCAACGCUGAUGAAUCAGUCUGUGCAAGAGGGCCCAGAGGUGAGGCCCACUGUGGAGGAAGGACCUCUCACAGAGCAACAGCUGGGCCUCCGACAGGCAGAGGAGCGUCUCCGCAGAGACUACAUCUACCGACUGCUGAAACAGUCCCCUGAGUACCCAAACUACCAGUACAUAUGCAAGCUGUGCUCUGUGCACAUUGAGAACAUUCAAGGAGCACACAAACACAUCAAGGAAAAGAGACACAAAAAAAACAUAAUGGAGAAACAAGAGGAAAACGAGCUGCGUGCCCUGCCACCUCCUUCUGCUGCUCAGCUGUGGGCUGUCAAUGCCGCUGUCCUAGAAACUGCCAGGCAGCAAGGGAUAUCAGAUGAAGACUUUGAGAUUCGAAAGACAGUGGUCAGCAGGAUGGAGAUCAUUAUACAGAAACACCUCACAGCUUGUUCGCUCCGUCUCUAUGGUUCGUGUCUUACCCGUUUUGCCUUCAAGACAAGUGAUAUCAACAUUGAUGUCACCUACCCUCCCUCAAUGACACAACCUGAAGUCUUAAUUCAGGUGCUGGAAAUCCUCAAAAACAGUCCCGAGUUUUCUGAGGUGGAGUCAGACUUCCAUGCCAAAGUACCUAUCGUGUUCUGUCGGGAUGUUAGCAGCGGUCUGAUGUGUAAAGUGAGUGCAGGAAAUGAUGUUGCUUGUCUUACGACCAAUCAUCUGGCAGCCCUGUCUAAACUGGAGCCCAGACUGAUUUCACUGGUGUUGGCCUUCCGCUACUGGGCAAGGUUGUGUCACAUUGACUGUCAGGCUGAAGGUGGCAUCCCUUCAUACUCCUUUGCCCUCAUGGUGAUCUUCUUCCUGCAGCAGAGAAAAGACCCUAUCCUCCCUGUCUACCUGGGCCCCUGGAUUGAAGGCUUUGAUGUCAAACAUGUGGAUGAAUAUCAUUUGACUGGAAUUACAAUGGACAUGUAUGUCCAGUGGGAGCAUAGAGCUCCGACCUCUACCGAAGGACGGGGAGAGAACAGAAACGAGGCCAGGGGAGAAGGCAGAGCCAAACCUCAACACCGCAAUGAUGCCCCUAACUCAGAGGGCUUGAUCCGCCUAACCUUCAACGUGGGUAAAGAUGUUGCGCUGGGCCAGUUAUGGUUGGAGCUUUUACGUUUCUACACACUGGAAUUUGCACUUGAAGAAUAUAUCAUCAGCAUCCGCUUAAAGGACCUCCUCUCUAGGGAAGUGAAGAACUGGCCUCGUCGCAGGCUUGCUAUCGAAGAUCCGUUUGCCUUGAAGAGGAACGUUGCUCGAAGCUUGAACAGCCAGAUGGUCUUUGAGUACAUCCAAGAGCGUUUCAGAACAGCUUACAAGUACUUUGCUUGCCCUCAGAAAAAGGGCACCGGAGGACACCAAACAAAGAAGAAAGCAAGGGCACAGGGUGUAAAAUUGGAAGAAGCUGGGAAGAAAGAGCCUUCAUCUACAUACAAGGAUGAGAAUAACAUCAAAGCAGAAAAAAGCCAGAGUGUUCAAAGAGGGCACCAGGGAUCAAAGGAGGACGAAGAGCCUGACAGUGAUGAUGAAGAUGGUUCAGAUCCAUCCAAAGAAAGAAAUGAGAGCACUUUAGACACCCGCCUCAUGGACAUGCUUCUCAGUGAGGGAAACACACUUUCCUCCUCCCCCAAUGGCCUGCUGGACAGUGACAGGGAAGAAGAAGAGGAAGAGGAGGAUAACGGAGUUUCAGAGGAUGACGGGCCUGUUGCACCAGAUGAUCUGCACUAUGUGUUUGACAAGAUGAUUUUCACUUGUGGAAAGCCUCCAACUGUCGUAUGCAGCAUUUGCAAACGAGAUGGUCACCUGAAGGACGAGUGCCCUGAAGACUUUAAGAAAAUCGAGCUGAAGCCUCUGCCCCCUAUGAAUGACCGCUUCAGAGAGAUCCUCGAUGGCCUCUGCAAACUAUGUUACUAAAAAGCCCAGCUUUGCUUGUUUGGAUCUUCCAAAAAUGGCUUUGGAUUCCGUGACAGUGACCUUGACAUCUGCAUGACUCUGGAGGGCCACGAAACUGCAGAGAACCUGAACUGCAAAGAAAUCAUUGAAGGCCUUGCAAAAGUGCUCAAGAAGCAUACAGGUUUGAGGAACAUCUUACCUAUCACCACAGCUAAAGUGCCUAUAGUGAAGUUUGAACACAAACAGAGUGGUUUGGAGGGGGAUAUCAGCCUUUAUAACACACUGGCUCAACACAACACCAGGAUGCUAGCUACAUAUGCGGCUCUGGAUCCACGUGUGCAGUUUCUGGGAUACACAAUGAAGGUCUUUGCAAAGCGCUGUGACAUCGGUGACGCUUCCAGAGGGAGCCUCUCUUCUUAUGCUUACAUCCUGAUGGUGCUUUACUUUCUGCAGCAGAGGCAGCCACCUGUCAUUCCUGUCCUGCAGGAGAUCUUUGAUGGGAAUACUGUUCCUCAGCGGUUGGUAGAUGGCUGGAACGCUUUCUUUUUUGAUGACCUUGAGGAUCUGCGUCGUCAUCACUUAGAGAAUCAGCAGAACACAGAGUCUGUGGGAGAGCUGUGGCUGGGACUUCUACGCUUUUACACUGAAGAGUUUGACUUCAAAGAGCACGUGAUCAGCAUUCGCCAAAGGAAACGCCUCACCACGUUUGAAAAACAGUGGACCAGCAAAUGCAUCGCUAUUGAAGAUCCCUUUGAUUUGAAUCAUAACCUCGGUGCUGGAGUUUCUCGUAAAAUGACAAACUUCAUCAUGAAGGCAUUUAUAAAUGGGAGAAAGCUGUUUGGAACUCCCUUUUAUCCCGUCCCAGGCACUGAAGUGGAAUACUUUUUUGACUCUAAGGUGCUGACAGAUGGUGAAUUGGCUCCUAAUGACCGGUGCUGCAGGAUCUGCGGAAAGAUUGGACACUACAUGAAGGACUGUCCAAAGAGACGCAGAAUAAAAAAGAAGGAAAAUGAGAAAGAUGAGGACAUCAAAGAGGAGGAACGAGAGCCAAAGGAUCGGCGUUGCUUCCAGUGUGGGGACAUGGGACAUGUACGGCGAGACUGUCCUGAAUAUCGUCACCUCAAACAAAGAGCUGCCGGAGCACCAGCUUCUCACAUGGUGCGAACUAUAGUGAGCUCUCAGUCCAUCCCUAUUCCCCAGACAGCUGCAGACUGUCCUGGAAGGACCAGACAGGCCUCAGAAUGUUCUGAUAGUCGUCAGACUCCACCCUACUCACCACAGCCCACUGCUGUUCCCCCAAGUUCCACCCACUCCAGUUCUACUCAGCCCUCCCACACUAAGACCAAUUCUGCUGGUCCCCACAAGCAGUCUGCACAUCCCCAGGUCCCGCUCUCUCUCCUUAGCUUUCCUACCUCCCACCCAGGCCAGUAUCACCCAAGUGCACUCACUGCACUGGGACUUCUUCCCACCCACCAGCACCAGUCACACCAGUCCCAGGGACAGUCUACUCACCCAGUCCACCUUCCCUCCGCCUCCUGGCCUAUCCAUGGACCAGUCCUCACCUCGUCCUCUCCCACUGCCCCCUCUCCGCCUGGCAUGAAAUUCGCCCUGCGUUCAGCGUCUGGGAACGGGAGUCCCACAGGUUCAGGUGGAAACCCCAGCACCAUGAAUCUGAAUGACCCCAGCAUAAUCUUCGCCCAGCCGGCGGGGAGACAGCUGGGCAUCAGCGGGCCAGGACGGGAAGGACACUGGCACAACCACUUGGCACAACCUGGGUCACUCAUGGGCAAUGGCACUGUAGUCAAGUCAGAGUCUGGCCACCCGGCUUCAUUUGUAGCUGUGAGCCAAGGCUCUCGGUUAUGGGAGCACAAUAAAACCCCUCAGUACACUCUGUCUCCAUCCUGGCCCUACAGAAUGCCCCAGAACUUCAUCCAGCAGGGCAACGGAGGCUACCAGCAUGGUAAACCCUUUGUGGCCCAAGGUUCUAUGAUGCAUCCGAAUCCCAACUUCCCACUGGUCCCUCAUGUCCGGCAUCCAGUGAAUCUGAAUUUCAUCCAACAGAAGAAGUAAACUGGCAUCCUUUUUUAAUCAGGCUUAUGGUCAGUAAAAAAACGCAUAAAGCAUCAUUUGAUCACAAGACGAUUUUUAAAAUGAAUUUUAUCAUUUUUGUACAGUUUUUAAGUUUUACUUUUUGUGUCAUUACAUUGAUUUGUGAUACAAAUGUCAAAUAUUUUAAUACCCCCGUUUUUGAGGGGGUCCAAAAAAGUGUUUUUAUUUUAUGUGUAAAGUAAGGAGGACAAAUGUAAACCUUUAUUUUUAUUAGCUUUAUUCAUACUUUGCUUGCCACAAGAUGAAGGCUUUGAAUAGAUGUUUGUUUUAAAAACAAUCUAACAUGUCACCCUAAGUAUGUAGUGCCAAAAGCAUUGAUAGCAAGAAAAAAGGGGAAAAGUCUUAAAUAAUAAUGGAAAAAAAAAGCUAUAAAAAAAAUAAACAAAAAAGCAAACCGCUUCACUGUGUCCUGUGUGUUUAUGUCUCUUACCAACACUCCAGCAUACUAUGUAUGAUCUAGUUUGCAUUUGUGCUUUGGUCAUUAGAACUCAGACUACAAACAAUGAUGUUUGAGCAGGUUGUGACUGCAUUGAGUCCAUGUGGAGAGCAGAUGAUUUGCUGAAAUUGAAUAUUUCCUUCCAUCUAGGUACACUGGCUCCACUGAAAGCCCCCCAAAACGUUUGCACCCAGAUGCUUAGUGGACUAGUGCACAUUGUAACAUUAAGAUUGAGACUUCUUUUAUCUUUCUAAUCAGCUGCGCUGAUGUUUCUUGAGAUACUAUAGAGAGUGGAAGCAGUAAUGUGUACAACGUAUAUUAAAGAUGCCAGUUGAAGAGAUUUCUGUAGUCGAGUACAGAUGUGCAUUCUUUCUAAUGGCAAGAAGAAAGCAAUGGUGCUGUUUUCACAAAUGGGAACAUGGUCCUCAGUGUUUUAGAACAAUUUCACAACAGCACUUUACAGCUGUUACAGUUGAUUCAGUGAGCAGACCCUGCCUCUAAAGGCAUGCACAACCAACCACAGCAGCACUGUGAUCUAAUCUAGCAUUAAUGUGAUAAGUCCCAUUUGAUUUGAGAUCGAACGCUGCUCUGAAUCACUUUUGAAACAUUAGCAUUCCGAGUAGCGAUUUCUUCUCUCCUUUUUGUGGUCACAGCCCUGAUGCACUUCUCUGUUCUGUGUCGAUAUAAUCUAAUAGGAAGGGAGCCAAAUCCUUGUAAGUUAUAAUACAACAUGGAAAAAAUAAACAAAGAAAAAGGCAAAAAUUAUAAUUGCAAUGUGUCGAUCCACAGUAUUUGGCUGUGGCUAAUGCUCUGGUGUUUCUUUAUUGUAAUUUAAAAUGGUUUGGAUGAAUUGGAGACAGAUGCAUAACACAGCAGGGAUACAUUGGGAAUAAGAAGACAGUGGAAGUAAGACUCAUCACA